Molecule: messenger RNA, 1287 nt
Organism: Penicillium robsamsonii
Lineage: Eukaryota; Fungi; Ascomycota; Eurotiomycetes; Eurotiales; Aspergillaceae
Product: basic helix-loop-helix domain-containing protein
Exons: 2
Coding region: 1-1287 (428 amino acids)
Biological process (GO): regulation of transcription by RNA polymerase II
Molecular function (GO): protein dimerization activity; RNA polymerase II cis-regulatory region sequence-specific DNA binding; DNA-binding transcription factor activity, RNA polymerase II-specific
Source: RefSeq, a predicted model, not a curated record
AUGAAUGGGCCUGGAACCGAAGUUCAAACCGAGCGCACAUCUCCCCCGUCUGCUCCCUUCGGAUACUCCUUUCUCUCUCCCAUGGAUACCCCCUUUGGGCAGGCACCUGCUUUGCCACCAGGACCUUCUCUUCUUGAUGAUAAUGAAUCUAAUAUGCUCGACAACUUCUUUACUACCAUGAACGCAAACCACUUUACGAAUGAUUUUUGGAUGCGACAAGAACAUAAACCUGGCGUACCCGACUUUGACUGGUCAGCUGAGCUGCCACCCAACUUCGAGGGCUCAACUACCUCCCUGUCACAGCCUUCAUUCCAGCAGCACGGGAUAGGUAAAACGGCUGGAACAAUGAUGACAAGCAACCCUACAAGCUCCGACAUCUUCGCCGCAGCCUCCAUGCUUUACCAUACCGGUCUGAACGGAUCGGAGGUAGGAUCCACGUCAGCACACCAGGCUUUCCCGGGACAAUCUCUCCCCACUCCUGGAACUCAACGAACAAAUAACUCACAUGCUGGCAAUACUCCACGGGGUUCAACUUCAUCUCCACCCCGGGCUGACGUCCCGGCUGGAUAUCAUACUUCGGAGAUGUUUUUUGACGUCCGUGACCCCAUUCCUGUGGACCAGCAUCCAUCACGAAAGGCCCGCAGCUUGCGUUGGGGCUCAGAUGCCAGUUUUAUGGACCAAGGCUAUCUUCGCCCCCCUGACCAGCCCGACGAGGAACAGCGAACAAACGACCUGCUCGAUCAUCUCGGGUGUUUUGAAACCCAAAGCAGUGCAGCAAACACACGAGCACCUAGUCCAGAGUGUAUGACUGGGGCUCCCCCACAGCGAUCUGCCUUCCGAAGCAGUGUUGUCCUGGAUGAGAGCUUACAUCCUCGAAAACGGCAGAGGGCCAUGAAAGAGGAGGUCGAUGAAUACUCUGAUGACGAUGAUGGACGACCUCACUCAAGAAAAUCUAGAGGAUCUAUCAGCAGAGGCCGGCGGGCAUCAACUGAAAUAUCUCGAAAAGCUCGACUGCAGCCAGGAUCAAAAGCUGCACGGGAGAAUCUUACAGAAGAGCAAAAACGGACCAACCACAUUCUUUCGGAGCAGAAACGCCGAAAUCUGAUUCGCCAAGGCUUUGAAGACUUGUGCACACUGGUCCCUGCGCUCAGGGGCGGCGGGUUCAGCAAAAGCGCCAUGCUCACUGGAGCCGCCGACUGGCUUGAAGAUCUUCUCCGAGGGAAUGACAUACUCCAAGGACAACUGCAUGACUUGAAGGGCAUCAAUGGCUUGGUUAUGCCACGAUGA